AUGAAAGCUUCGCCAACAGGAACUGAGAAUUGCAUUAUCUUAGAUUCACGUAGGAAAUGCAUUCAAAAAACGUUGCACGAUUUUCUUGGAACAAUUAAAUAUCAAGCUCCAAGCGGAAAUGAUCUUGCAAAUAUCUAUGAUAUCAAGGAUAAAAAUGAUAAUAGUAAGUUUUGGUAUGCGAUAGAUUGUAGAAAAUUAGAAUUUCUUGUAACAUAA
Molecule: messenger RNA, 216 nt
Organism: Diversispora eburnea
Lineage: Eukaryota; Fungi; Glomeromycota; Glomeromycetes; Diversisporales; Diversisporaceae
Source: the annotation of a GenBank genome assembly